AUCCUAUUUCUUCUGCAGGCACACACACUCUCUCUGGUUCUUUGCUCAUUCAUUCUCUGAUUCCAAACCUAAAAGAAACCAACUUCUCUCUCUUCUUCUCUCAGUAUCAGUAAGCAUUGCGCUAGGCGGCUAGGUGAGUUCUGCCAUUGUUGCUUCAGUGGUGCUUUGAUUUUCCCAGGCGAUUUUUCACCUUCGAGUGCUCUCCAGAUCAUUAGGAAUCAGGGUUUUUUAUUCUGUAUUUUAAGUCGUACCUGGUGGUUGAUACUUCACUGUUCACGCACAUUAUAUAGCAGGAGACUUGUUCAAUCAAAUCCAUAAGAAUAAAACAAACUUCAAUAUUGGAGCCAGCUAUCUUGUGAAGAACUAGCACUAUAAGUGUCCAAACCAUUUUUAAGUAUUUUAAUACAAAUUAAUUUUAAUAUGGGUAAUAAAACUCUGCUCAAGUGGCCAAAGCAAAUCACAAAUUCCAUAGUUGUGCAGUUAAUUAAAGCAGAAAAGGACGCUCACAAAGCUGUUACUAUAUUCGAUUCUGCAACUGCUGAAUAUAGUAAUGGGUUUCGUCAUGAUCAUGAAACUUUUGGUCUCAUGAUCUCCAAGUUAGUAGCAGUGAAUCAGUUUAGGACAGCAGAAGGGAUGCUGGAGAGAAUGAAGCAAGAAGAUUGUAAGGUUACAGAGGACAUACUUUUAACUAUAUCUAGGGGUUUUGGACGGGUGCAUAGGCCACUUGAUGCCAUCAGGGUUUUCCACAAGAUGGAAGAUUUUCAGCUUAGACCCACUCAAAAGGCUUACCUUACAAUAGUAGAUAUUCUUGUGGAGGAAAACCAUGUAAAAAGGGCUAUUGGUUUUUAUAAGGAGAUGAGAGAACUGGGCUUUCCACCUACUGUUGUUUCCCUCAAUAUUUUGAUCAAGGCCCUCUGCAAAAACAAGGAGACUGUUGAUUCUGCCUUACUGAUAUUUCAGGAAAUGCCCAACCAUGGGUGCCAACCUGAUUCAUAUACAUAUGGUACAUUGAUUAAUGGGAUGUGUAGACUUGGAAAUAUCAGUGAGGCAAAGGAACUAUUCAAAGAGAUGAAGCAAAAAGGUUUUUCAGCUUCUGUUGUUACUUAUACUAGUUUGAUACAUGGCUUGUGUCAGUCUAAUAAUUUAGAUGAAGCUAUUGGAUUGCUUGAAGAAAUGAAAAGAAAUGACAUUGAGCCAAAUGUUUUUACUUAUAGUUCUCUUAUAGAUGGUUUGUGCAAAGGUGGUCAUUCAUCACAAGCAAUGGGAUUAUUGGAAGUGAUGGUCAGAAAGAACCAUUUACCCAACAUGGUUACUUAUAGUUCUUUAAUCAGUGGACUGUGUAAAGAAGGAAAGCUUUGUGAAUCUGUGGAGAUUCUUGAUAGGAUGAGGAUUCAAGGCUUGAAACCAAGUGCAGGGUUGUAUGGAAAAGUCAUAAGUGGCCUCUGUGCUGUAGGAAGCUUUCAAGAAGCUGCAAACUUCAUUGAUGAGAUGGUGCUAGGUGGUAUUUCGCCUAAUCGAGCAAGUUGGAGCCUUCAUGUUGGGAUGCAUAACAUGGUAGUCAAGGGUCUUUGUAAUAAUAUUGAUCCACCUCGUGCAUUUCAGUUGUAUCUGAGUAUGCGAACUAGAGGCAUCUCUGUUGAAGUUGGCACUUUUGAUUGUCUAGUCAAAUGUUUUUGUAAGAGAGGAGACCUGCAUAAAGCUGCUCGGAUUCUUGAUGAGAUGGUGUUAGAUGGAUGCAUUCCAGAUGAACAAAUAUGGAAUGUUGUAAUUGGUGGACUUUGGGACCGAAAAAAAGUGAGAGAAGCCACUGAGCUGUUGCUGGUUGAGCUGAGGCAGAAGUUUGUUGAAGCUGAAAGUUGAAGUCUGUGUUUCUCACAUUAUCCAUAUGCAUUUCAUUCUUACUGAAAACCUUUGGUAUCUGGUGGUCUUUUUCUAAUGUUGAAGAUGUGCUGCCUUUUCAAUUUAUGAUCUCACCUCAUCUCAAAGGGUUGACAUUUUCUGAUGAUCAGUGUCUUUGUGAUCUGAUGGUUUGAGCUUCAAAUUGAGGAAGUAAAUGUGCGGUGUAGGAUUUAAAACUAAGCUAUCCUUGGGGCUGCGACUUAACAUUCCACACAACCCUGCUCUGUCUGAGUAAGGUAAAUUCAGGUAAUUGCAAAAUUGGUUUUUUUGGUCGAACCUAUUACUCGUUGAUGUUGUCAGUUCGUAGAAAAUUUGUUUCAGUCAGUUGCAGUAAUUUAGCAAAAUUUUGUGUAUUCUUUAGUGCUCUUAUAGUGUAACCAUUAAGAUUUUAGUUGACAUUCUUUAUUUGCAGAUUACAAUUAUAUGGCCUGACUCCUCAGGCAUUAAU
Messenger RNA from Vigna umbellata (rice bean), 2347 nucleotides. RefSeq names its product Pentatricopeptide repeat (PPR) superfamily protein. Lineage: Eukaryota; Viridiplantae; Streptophyta; Magnoliopsida; Fabales; Fabaceae. The record is from RefSeq and is a predicted model, not a curated record. Gene Ontology annotation, molecular function: protein binding.